AUGGGAGGCAGGCGCAAGAUGCUGGUAGCGUUGAUGCUGGCAACCGUGGCGCUGCUGAGUGUUCCGACGUCAGCCGAGUGUCCCAAUGCCUGUUCAGGUAACGGAGCGUGUAUGGCCAAGGAUAUGUGCAACUGCUACAAGAACUACGAGGGCAACGACUGCCUGGACCGCACGUGUCAAUUCGGCUAUGCCCACGCCGACACGCCCAAAGGUGACAUUGAUUACGAUCAGGUGCGUACUACGGUCGGUUGGAUUCUCAAGGAUUCGCAGCAGUUUCCUGCAGAGACGUACGAGUACUUUAGCCCGGAUGCCAUCGCCAGUGAAGCCCAUUUCUACAUGGAGUGCUCCAAUAAGGGUCUGUGUGAUCGAACUUUGGGAACGUGCGUGUGCUUUGACGGAUAUGAAGGUGUGGCUUGCCAGCGUGCAGCAUGUCCUAACAAGUGCAGUGGCCGUGGUACGUGUGAGAGUAUAAGCGAGUUGGGACUCAAGGCUCCGGGCACACUCGUCGGGAAUCCGGAUAAUGUGAGCCCGGUUACCUAUGACUUAUGGGACAGCAAAGUCACGUACGGCUGUCGCUGCGAUCCGUGGUAUCACGGUGCUGACUGCUCGCUGCGAUCAUGCAAAGUUGGUGUGGAUCCAAUGUUCCUCUCAGUGGGCACAGCAACGUUUGAGGUUUUCGUACUGCACGUUUGGCUUGAUGCGACUGCCUUCCCUACAACACAAACUCCAUCCCAAUUGUGA
Molecule: messenger RNA, 741 nt
Organism: Phytophthora infestans T30-4
Lineage: Eukaryota; Oomycota; Peronosporomycetes; Peronosporales; Peronosporaceae
Exons: 2
Coding region: 1-741 (246 amino acids)
Source: RefSeq, a predicted model, not a curated record